UCUACUUUUCAUUCCCAGACAUACUAGCCGAGUACCAUAGAGUGGAAAGGCAGUGUACAGAGCGGGUGUGUGAGUGAGACGUGUUGGUUUCAUUAAAUCGAGCUGGAGGCAGUGCUGCUCAUAGAGUUCAGCUGAUCUGUCUGGGGGAGGACAUCCUGUACAUCACAAAGGCUCCAGCAGCACCCCCACACCGGCCACCGGGGCCAGGAAACCCCCUCCACCGAAUCGGGCACGGGAACACAAUAGUGCUAUCAGAAUGACGGAGGAAGAGGGUUAUAUUCUUCGGAGCCGCCGUUUGAUCUCCAAGCCACCCGUGACAUCAGAGAAAGAAGAUAUUGUACGAGAGAGAGCAUUUAAGGGAGCAAGUAAUGGUCUUAUGGACUUGGAGCAUGUGAUCAACAGAAAAAUGGAACUGAAGCGUAAAGCAGAGCUUUUAAAGAGUGAAUUGAUGAAAGAGGUGGACAUUCACUUCAAUGAGUUUGUGAACAACUUGAUAGACGAAUCUACAGUUCUCGAAAGUUCUUCGAACAUCUACCCUGCAAGUGCUGAGAAAGACAGUCACAGAUCCCGCUUAAGGCCACCUCCUGAACAUGGCAAGCUAUUUGUGUCAAGGCGAUCGCUGCUGGAUGAACUAUUCGAAGUGAAUCACAUCCGAACCAUCUACCACAUGUUUAUUGCUCUUCUCAUACUCUUCAUACUCAGCACUCUGGUUGUGGACUGUAUUGACCAGGGCAGGCUGGUGUUGGAGUUUGAUCUUCUGGUCUACGCCUUUGGCAAAUUUCCCAUUGUGGUCUGUUCAUGGCUAUGCAUGUUCUUAAGCACACUUAUCAUUCCGUAUGCCAUCUUCUGCACGUGGGCCCGAGGGUACAAGGCUUCUUCUCAUCGCACUACACGUUCUUUGAUUUUUGGGACUCUCUUCGUCGUUUUCCAGCUGUUUAUCAUUGGCUUUGGCCCAGCAUACAUUGUGGUGCAGUAUGAUUUACCCCCAGCUUCUCGCUUCAUCCUCAUUCUGGAACAGGUGCGGCUCAUUAUGAAGGCUCAUUCGUUUGUACGAGAAAAUGUUCCUCGAAUCUUUUCAUUCACCAAGGAGAAAACUGCGGCUGUUCCAGUGCCACAACUUACACAAUACCUGUAUUUCCUCUUUGCUCCCACCCUUAUAUAUCGUGAUCAUUACCCAAGGAAUCCAUCCAUAAGAUGGAGUUAUGUUGCUACUAAAUUUGCUCAGGUGCUUGGAUGCCUCUUCUAUGCCUACUAUGUCUUUGUUCGUCUCUGUAUCCCACUUUUCCGCAACAUAAGCCAGGAGCCAUUUAGUCUGCGAGUUUUGGUACUCUGUAUCUUUAACUCCAUUCUCCCAGGAGUGCUGGUUUUUUUCCUGGCUUUCUUUGCGUUCCUGCAUUGCUGGCUCAAUGCCUUUGCAGAGAUGCUGAGGUUUGCAGACAGAAUGUUUUACAAGGACUGGUGGAAUUCAACCUCAUUUGCCAAUUAUUACCGGACCUGGAAUGUGGUGGUUCAUGACUGGCUGUACUACUAUGCUUACCGGGACUUCCUUUCAUUGUUUGGCAGAAGAUUCAAAGCAGCAGCCAUGUUAUCUGUGUUCACCGUCUCGGCUGUGGUUCACGAGUAUGUUCUUGGGAUCUGCUUUGGCUUUUUCUACCCAGUCCUCUUCAUUCUUUUUAUGUGCUUUGGAAUGCUUUUUAACUUCAUUCUGCAUGACCGACGAAAAGGCCCUAUUUGGAAUGUGAUUAUGUGGACUUCUCUCUUCUUGGGUCAAGGAGUCCUCUUAUGUCUCUACUCCCAAGAGUGGUAUGCUCAGCGUUACUGUCCAGCCAGCAGUGCCACAGUUCUGGAUUAUUUGAAGCCACGUUCCUGGACCUGCCAUUUCCAUAUGGAUGAGUCGAGAUCUGACUUUUUCAAAUGACCUUCUCUGCUGCCAGAAGACUUUAUAUCUUGUUACAUUGGCAGGAAACUAAAUAGCAACCCCAAAUUGGACUGAAACAAUAAGAUAUUAGUGAAACAGACAGUAGUCAGCAACUAUCUGACUAGAAAAAAACAUAUUUCUUUUUCU
This is a messenger RNA of Pelobates fuscus (common spadefoot toad), 2065 nucleotides long. RefSeq names its product sterol O-acyltransferase 1 (gene SOAT1). NCBI's taxonomy places the organism in Eukaryota, Metazoa, Chordata, Amphibia, Anura, Pelobatidae. Gene Ontology annotation, molecular function: cholesterol O-acyltransferase activity; cholesterol binding; fatty-acyl-CoA binding. Bases 257 to 1918 code for a protein of 553 amino acids. The transcript is spliced from 16 exons. Gene Ontology annotation, cellular component: endoplasmic reticulum membrane. The record is from RefSeq and is a predicted model, not a curated record. Gene Ontology annotation, biological process: cholesterol efflux; cholesterol metabolic process.